Molecule: messenger RNA, 1022 nt
Organism: Rosa rugosa (rugosa rose)
Lineage: Eukaryota; Viridiplantae; Streptophyta; Magnoliopsida; Rosales; Rosaceae
Exons: 1
Coding region: 94-897 (267 amino acids)
Source: RefSeq, a predicted model, not a curated record
ACCCACCACAUUAAAUUUUGAUAUUUAUCAUCAUCUUCUUCUUUCUUAUAUCUCUUCCAAACUCUUAACACAGCCUCACAUUGUCACAGAGCCAUGGACUGGUUCGCAUGGCUGUCGAAAACCAGCCUUGAACCAAGCCUUGUCUAUGAGUACGGCAUCAUCUUCUCUCGCAACGAGCUUCAAAUGGAGGACGUUGCUUUCUUCAACCAUGAGUUCCUGCUGAGCAUGGGAGUUUCUGUGGCCAAGCACAGGCUAGAGAUACUCAAGCUUGCCAAGAAGCAAAACGAGGGUGGCGGUGGUGGUCACCGCCACCACCCAGGGUCAAUUUCAAGGCUCGGCUGGGCGCUCAUCAAAACCAAGAAGUGUUUCAGCAAGUACUUUACAAGAUUGGCUUUCCAAGAGAACGACAUGUCAUCGUCCCCCAGGCAUGUAGCUGAUCAGCCAGAGAAGUAUCAAGAGCAUUGGAGAGGAAGUCUGUCGAAGCCAAAGGGUCAUGAGGAGGUCAAAACUCGGAGCAUUGCGCUAUCGGGGCCGUUGGAUAUGAGGACUCAUGAGAGGUUGAUGAUGGUCCCUAACCCUAGGAGCUUGAAGCUAUCAGGACCCUUAGACUCAAAGGUCAAUGAGAGGCUCAUGUACACAGCAAAUAGGAGCCCUAGGCUCACUUCAGGUCCUAUGGUGACCGACAAGCUAAUGGUUGCAGCAAAUAGGAGCCCCAAGGCAUCCGGACCGUACGAUGGACGAUCAUAUGAUCGGCUGAUGGUGACGAAGAAUAGGAGCCCGAGGCUGUCCGGGCCGCUUGAUGGAAAAGUCACUCCAUAUGAGAAGGGAAGGGUGGACGUUGAUUUUGAUGACCAUUCACUUUGGACUGCUAUGUUUCAGGAUAUGAAACCCACUUGAUCAUUAUUUUGUACUAGCUUUUGGGUUGGUUCUGCUUUCCUUGAAAUGUUUUGUGUUCCAAAGAGUCAUGAAAUUUGUACGAGUCUUGAAACUUUUUCUUCAGAUUGCACUAAAAUUUUACUCUC